GGCAACCCAGCACUUCGCUCCAGGAGACGUUCCUCUCCGUCCCCCUUCGACCCCGUGAGUCCUAACCCGCACUCCCCCUCCCGUUCCCUCGCAUCCCACACACGUCCUCGACCGCUGUCUCAUUGCGAUUUCUCUCGCUCUCUGUUCCAUUAAUCUGCUUCUUCGCAUUAGUUUUCUCGUGCACAGGUCGCUGCCGAAGAUGGGAGGUUACACUAAAGUCUGGACGCUGCUCCUCGUCCUGUCGGUGGCCGCGAAGGCCACUCAGGCACAAACUUGCUCCGCGACGGAUCAAUCCGCACUGUUGUACGCCUCGCGGGAGAUUGUUCUGUCCGGGAAGGCUUUCAUGACGUGGUUGGAUGGAACGAACUGCUGCACCUGGGAAGGAGUCACAUGCAACAGCGCUGGAAGAGUGGAGGCUUUGACCAUCGUCUCGGCUGAUGUUCCGGCCCCGCCUCCCACCGGCCCCACGUACACAAUCUGCUCCGGUCUCGCAGAUUUGAACUCACUCAGGAACCUCACCAUCGUCAAUGUCGCCCUCAAUGGUGAUCUCCCCACCACCAUCGGCGGGCUCACCAACCUGCAGGUGAUGAACAUCGAUGGAUGCAAUCUCGUCGGAGCCGUCCCCGCCGAAGUCUGCAAGCUGUCCGGUCUGAGCACCCUCAUCUUGAAGAACAACCUUCUCGAUUCUUACCCAGAUUGCAUCAACAGCAUGGGCUCCCUCUCUACGAUCGACUUGACCGGCAACAAAUUCGGCGGUGCCCCGAAGAAACCCUAGAUGUCAAUAGAACGCAUGGAUUUUGGAUAUCUUAAGAACGGGUCGUGCUUUUACUGUCGAGUCGAGUCGGAAGGCCUUGUGUAGGUCAUGAGAAGUACUGGAGAAUUGGUGCAGGUGACCAAUCUGCCGUGAGGCCCCACAGUGAAUCGCCUUAGACAGACUUGCUGAACUGCGAAUCAGACCUACAUCCGAACUCGCAUACUCAAUUGUAUCGUACGCAGGAACUGUAUUAGUUCCGGUACAGGUGUGGACUAUAUCUUUGUAUACAUAUGAUUUGCAAUUCAAGAAAA
Molecule: messenger RNA, 1065 nt
Organism: Marchantia polymorpha subsp. ruderalis
Lineage: Eukaryota; Viridiplantae; Streptophyta; Marchantiopsida; Marchantiales; Marchantiaceae
Source: the annotation of a GenBank genome assembly